Messenger RNA from Lepus europaeus (European hare), 1924 nucleotides. It is a transcript of the gene PIAS4, whose product is annotated as protein inhibitor of activated STAT 4. Gene Ontology annotation, molecular function: zinc ion binding; SUMO ligase activity; transcription coregulator activity. The record is from RefSeq and is a predicted model, not a curated record. NCBI's taxonomy places the organism in Eukaryota, Metazoa, Chordata, Mammalia, Lagomorpha, Leporidae. Bases 61 to 1593 code for a protein of 510 amino acids. The transcript has 12 exons. Gene Ontology annotation, biological process: protein sumoylation; regulation of transcription by RNA polymerase II.
CGGUCGGUCACGUGACGCGACGGCUGGGGGCUCCCGGCGCGGGGGACGCUGGUGGCCAAGAUGGCGGCGGAGCUGGUGGAGGCCAAAAACAUGGUGAUGAGCUUCCGAGUGUCCGACCUGCAGAUGCUCCUGGGCUUCGUGGGCCGGAGCAAGAGCGGCCUGAAGCACGAGCUGGUGACGCGGGCCCUGCAGCUGGUGCAGUUCGACUGCAGCCCCGAGCUCUUCAAGAAGAUCCGCGAGCUCUACGAGACGCGCUACGCCAAGAAGGGCGCAGAGCCCCUGCCGCAGCCGCACCGGCCGCUGGAGCCGCUGGCCGCGCACGCGCCCUACGAGCGCCCCGGCGCCGGGCCGCGCACCCCGCUCUCGGGCCCGCACAUUGACUACCCCGUGCUGUACGGGAAGUACUUGAACGGACUGGGACGCUUGCCCCCCAAGACCCUCAAGCCGGAAGUGCGCCUGGUCAAGCUGCCCUUCUUCAACACGCUGGACGAGCUGCUGAAGCCCACCGAGCUGGUCCCGCAGAACAGCGAGAAGCUGCAGGAGAGCCCGUGCAUCUUUGCCCUGACGCCCAGACAGGUGGAGCUGAUCCGGAACUCCAGAGAGCUGCAGCCCGGAGUGAAAGCCGUGCAGGUCGUGCUGAGAAUCUGCUACUCGGACACCAGCUGCCCGCAGGAGGACCAGUACCCGCCCAACAUCGCGGUGAAGGUCAACCACAGCUACUGCUCCGUGCCCGGCUACUACCCCUCCAACAAGCCCGGCGUUGAGCCCAAGAGGCCCUGCCGCCCCAUCAACCUCACGCACCUCAUGUACCUGUCCUCGGCUACCAACCGCAUCACCGUCACCUGGGGCAACUAUGGCAAGAGCUACUCCGUGGCGCUGUACCUGGUGCGGCAGCUGAGCUCGGCGGAGCUGCUGCAGCGGCUGAAGACCAUCGGGGUGAAGCACCCGGAGCUGUGCAAGGCGCUGGUCAAAGAGAAGCUCCGGCUGGACCCUGACAGUGAGAUCGCAACCACCGGCGUGCGCGUCUCCCUCAUCUGCCCUCUGGUGAAGAUGCGGCUGACUGUGCCCUGCCGCGCUGAGACGUGCGCCCACCUGCAGUGCUUCGACGCCGUCUUCUACCUGCAGAUGAACGAGAAGAAGCCCACCUGGACCUGCCCCGUGUGCGACAAGCCCGCGCCCUACGACCAGCUCAUCAUCGACGGGCUCCUCUCGAAGAUCCUGAGCGAGUGCGAGGGCGCGGACGAGAUCGAGUACCUGGUGGACGGCUCGUGGUGCCCGAUCCGCGCCGAGAAGGAGCGCAGCUGCAGCCCCCAGGGCCCCAUCCUGGUGCUCGGCACCUCCGAGGCCAACGGGCUCCUGCCCACCCCCAGCUCCAAUGGCGGCGGCGCGCUGGGGGGCACGGGCGGCCCGGCGGGCGCGGCCGGCGGCACGGAGAACGGGAAGCCGGGCGCCGACGUGGUGGACCUCACGCUGGACAGCUCGUCGGAGGAGGAGGAGGAGGACGACGACGACGAGGAGGAGGACGAGGACGAGGAGGGCCCCCGGCCCAAGCGCCGCUGCCCCUUCCCCAAGGGCCUGGUGCCGGCCUGCUGACCGCCGGCGCGGCGCGGCCACGCGACUUCCUGGUGCUCUCCACGCAGAGGGGCGCGGGCGGCGCGGGCGCGGGUGGCGUGCGUGCUCUCCUUUCUCCUGUUCGUUUUGCUUUUCCGCCCCUUUCCUGGCUCCUGACGCCUGUACCUCUGGACUCUUCUCUCGCGGGAUUAAAAAUGUAAAACGACAAAAAAACAAGCAAAGGUACAAAACCGAAAAAAAAAAAAACAAGGAAAAUGAAACAAAACAAAAACCAAGCUGAGAAAGCACGCGGCGGGCCGCCCUCCCCGCCAGCGUCCGGGACGCGGGGCCUGGCAGGGCCGGGGAGUCCGCC